AUGUCGUCUUCUGAUGAGGACGCAUUUCCCGUCGACCGGGAGGCUGCCAUGGAUGCCAUCGCAAAAAUGAUCGAUUCCGAAGGCCUCGAGAAGUUGACAAGUUCAAAGAUUCGUGCGCACCUCAAAUCGACAUUCAACAAAGACUUUGACAACUAUCGGAAAGAAGUAGAUGAGUUGACAAAAGAAACUAUCGAAAGGAGGGAAAAGAGCAAAGAAGCUCCCACGGCAGACAAUGGAAAUGACAGAGAGAAGGCCGAGAAAGCUGCUGCAUCCGACACUGAAAGCGAUACUUCUGAUGAAGGAGUUGUUGAUGACAGACGAGCCUCGACGAAGAAAAAGAAAUCUCAUAAAAGAAAGCUUAACGAUGAUGUAGGGGACGUGGACCUUAUGACGGCGGUGAAACAUCGUCGACGAGCGGCUGCUGACAAGGCAGUUCAGAUCCUUAAAAAAACUGCGGACCGUACAGACAGAUCAAAGAAAAAGGACAAAAAUGCACCUAAAGGAGAUCAUUCUGGCAAAUUUGGGCGCAUGACGAAGUUAUGCCUACUUAGCGAGGAGUUGCAAAGUAUUGUAGGAGCUCGCUUCAUGAAAAGAUGUGAUGUUAUUGCAAAAAUGUGGGAGUACAUCCGAGCGAAUAACCUCUUCGAUCCGAAGGACAAACGUUUUUGUUUUGUCGAUGACAAGUUGCGAGGUGUUUUUGGGCCCUGCAAACGUUUCAGGGCCUUCUCGAUGUCAAAGCCGCUUGCAAAGCAUAUUAAAGAACCGGCACUCCUAGGAGGCGAAAUCGAGCAAGAAGCAUUAGCCGAAGAAGCCCGCCUUACAGCCGAAUGGAAGGCGCGCCAGGCAAUGGCAGAUAGCGGUAGCGGGGAGGUUUCAAGGAGCACUGAAUCUCCACAAAAUGCUGCAGAGGAAGCGGCACAUAAUCUAACGAUAUUUGGUUGUUCAUGUCCAUAG
This is a messenger RNA of Necator americanus (New World hookworm), 954 nucleotides long. RefSeq lists its product as uncharacterized. The record is from RefSeq and is a predicted model, not a curated record. The transcript is spliced from 10 exons. Gene Ontology annotation, cellular component: nucleus. The coding region runs from base 1 to 954 and encodes 317 amino acids. Lineage: Eukaryota; Metazoa; Nematoda; Chromadorea; Rhabditida; Ancylostomatidae.